Trichomycterus rosablanca is the source of this 3293-nucleotide messenger RNA. RefSeq names its product bromo adjacent homology domain-containing 1 protein. Gene Ontology annotation, cellular component: chromatin silencing complex. NCBI's taxonomy places the organism in Eukaryota, Metazoa, Chordata, Actinopteri, Siluriformes, Trichomycteridae. Gene Ontology annotation, molecular function: chromatin binding; transcription cis-regulatory region binding. The record is from RefSeq and is a predicted model, not a curated record. The transcript is spliced from 6 exons. The coding region runs from base 1 to 2541 and encodes 846 amino acids. Gene Ontology annotation, biological process: heterochromatin formation; negative regulation of DNA-templated transcription.
AUGAGCCAGGCUCGGAAAAAGGGCUCUUGUAGCCACCACUGUGAAGAAAGCCAGAACCGUGUAGAUGACUGGUCCUAUUGUAAAACCAAAACUUGGCCUGACCAUUGUUUGAAAGAGGUCAGGGUUCUGGCUCGAAAGGGUGUGACCAACAGAGGCAAGCAAAAGAGACAAGAACACAAGGAAGGAUCGAUUAAUAAUGAAUAUGAGAAAAGAGCCAGGCUAGAUUGUUCUGCAAUACAGGGCACAACUAUGAAGGUUGUGUCCGAAAAAGGCAAGAAAAAAGGAAGAACUGAGCCGAAAAGAAAGCUUUAUCCAUUACGAGGGAGGAGUAGCUCAUCAAAAGAUGAGGACUUGAGUUGCAGUGUUUUACUGGCCAGAUUGGAGAAGGAUGCUUUGGAACAGGACAGUAACUUGCAGGAGGAGGAUGGAAAUACAAAUCUAAGAAAACAUUGGCACAAGAAGAGCUUUAAACCCAACCAAAAGCUAAAAAAAGCCAAGGAUUCAUUACAUACAAAAUUCAAAUCUGAAGCAACUAUUAAUAAAACUUUAUCUCAGGAGCCUCGUAAACGUCGACUUGCUUCUCUCAAUGCCGAGGCUGUUAACAGCCUGCUACUGGAAAAAAAGGAUGCAACACCAGGCAGCAAACUUGCUAAAAAACAGCUGCACGAGGCAGCACCUGUUCCUACUGCACCAAUUAAUAAAAAAAAUGCUUCUGUUUUAAAAAAUGCUGCUGAAGCCGACAAGACAGAAAUGUGCCAAGGCCAGAAGCAUACUAUAAAAAGCAAACUGGAUGUAAAAGACGUUAAUGAGAUGAGUCUGUUUAUUCCCACACCUAGGCGCCUUGCUGGACUCAAUGCGGCUGCUCUGCUAAAGCUGACAAGCUCCACUACAGAAAAAAAGCUGCGAUCCAAGGUGGACAGAAAAGGUGUUGGCGUGGUAGGAAAGCAAGCAGCAUGUAGUAGAUCCAAAGUGCAACGGCCUAAAAAGCAGAGACUCAAACAGGCUUUAACUCGGGGUGGUGCUGCAGAGCGUAAGAGCAGAGAAAGUGAAUCCAAACUAAGGAUGGAAAGAGGUACUCAUGGCCUAACUCAUGGUACUCAUGGCCUAAACAAAACAGGGUACCAGUCGUGCAGUGUGAUGGGAUACCCCCUCAAGGUUGUGAAAGAUGAGCCGGUGGAGACAGAGAUUAGUCCUUGCUUUUGCUGUGCUGCUGAGGGUCCAGUAGAAUAUUGCCACAGGGUGGCACUCUUACUGAGGAGGAAGGCUUAUAGUGAGACAGACGAUCAUUCUGUGGCCUCAGUAAAGCAUGAAUGCCUGGUUGCUUCAUCUUCAGUCGCUCAUCCAGCCCUCACGCUUAGUGCCCACCCAUGUCUGUGUGCAGACCCCUGCUACUCUGGUUAUUAUGUUCACAUUGCACAUCAUGGGCCUCAUUCUGCUAGCCUAAGUACGAAGCCACUACCUUGUCCACACAGCGCAGUGUGUCCCAGUAGGGUCCCUGGGGCAAAUCUGCUGUCCUCCCAUGCCUCAGGACUCUCACACCCUGCCUUUUGUCAUACGGUUUGUUCGCCUUGCUACAGUGAGGGCUGCAGGGUUGGCAGCUACGCCUUCGCUGACAGAGCUUGCACCUAUAACACAGGUUGCACCAACUGCAGCCAUCAAAUCAAAACAGAAGGCUACAUGUCACCCCAAUCAGAUCAAAGUUCCUCACUGCUUGUGCCACCAUCCCUGCCCCUUCCUGGGUGCCCAUUACCCAGGCUAAACCAAUCCACAGUUCUGCCACAUCUUCUAUCCACUGUUAUAGAAAAGAAAGACAAAGAGGUCAAGCUUCAAGGAGCUAAGAAAUGCCCUCAAAGCAGCAAACCUACCAAUAGCUCCAUCGGUGUGAGUACCAAAAAACUGUCUCAGAAACGAUCUGUUCCCAGCCAAGAAAGUGCCAAACAGCAAAAAAAAGUGAAUCGUUCACACACCACAAAUGGCUGGCGCCGAUUUGGAGAACCCACAGAGAAAGAAGUCUAUAUUGCGGGUGAAGUUGAGACUGCAUUGCGACAGUGUUAUGAAGGAGUACAGCGAGAUGGAGAAGUGAUUCGAGUUAGAGAUACAGUGCUGCUACGCUCUGGACCACGAAAAAAAACCUUACCUUAUGUGGCCAAAAUAUCAGCUUUGUGGGAUGACCCUAAAACAGGAGAGCUGAUGAUGAGUCUGUUCUGGUAUUAUCGACCUGAACACACACAGGGAGGCAGAGAUCCCAGCAUGCACUGUGAGAAUGAGAUAUUCGCUUCUCGACAUCAAGAUGAAAACAGUGUGGCCUGUAUUGAGGACAAAUGUUAUGUUUUACCUUUAGCAGAGUACUGUAGAUUUUGUGCCUUGGUAAAGCGCCGCUCAGAGGGUUUGCCCAACGGUACACCCAUGGUGCCCCAACCCUCUGACAGUGCCAUCCCCUCUUACCGACUUGUGCCCGAAGAUGUUGAUCCUGAACUGGUUUAUGUAUGCCGCCAUGUCUACGACUUCCGCUCUGGCCGAAUACUGAAGAACCCACAGUAAAGCAGCCAACAUACACCUGCAUCUCACUUCUGAUGGAAAGCCUCUUUACUGGAAGAUUCAUGUGCAACCUACUGUCGUCUUUAGUUCUGAGCGUCAUCAUUUAUUAUUAAAAACACAAACCAUUUAUUUUUUGUAAUUUUAAAGAAUGGUGGUCUGCAACUGAAGAAUCAAUCCACAAUACUUAAAAAAUAGUGGUUCUGGAGCAAGAUUAUAGGUAAACAGUUUUCUUUUUUCAGCAGUGCAGUUUUUUAUCUGAGAUAGAAGAGGAAAUUUAGAAAUAAAAUGUUUUAGUUUUAGUGAUUUGUCUUGUACACUGGACAGUGAUACUGGCAGAGACAUUAGGCAAAGCUGCCCCUUUAUAUUCUAAAAAAAUCAUAAUGUGACAUAUCUAGACUAUAUCUGGAAUUAAUUUAGAACUUGAGUUGAGUAGGCUUUGGCUUUAACAUAAGAAAGUAAACAGAUGUGUUCAUAUGUGAUGGGUUUUUUGUCUGGCUAGAUGUAGAAGUAUUCUUUCUUUAAAGGGCCUGUAACUGACCAUCAAUCCACAGAUGAAAUGACAGUGAGACUAGAUGCUCUUUGUUUUUCUUAAUAUCUUACUUUUACAUUUGCAGGUAGCUUCAUACACAGCUAGUCUGACUCAGUUCCGUAUAAUGAAAAACCAAAGGUCAGUGCAGUGCUAAUUUUUACUAUGUACACCACUAAUAUCUGCGUGCACCCUCUAAUAUAUUUAAUUAAAGAAGAUAAUGGAUGUU